UGGUUGCGUCCAUCGUAGGGGGGAACUGGAACUUGAUACGUUGUUGCAGUAAAUCAGACAGAGCUACAGUAACAGCGUUGAAAUUGGUCACCCUGUUGCAAGUAUUUUUGGCCAGUGAUACAAGCGAGAGAUAUCACUGCCGUCUCCCAUUUGGGGAAGAGUUGAGUUGCUGAGCGAGGAACCACGUCGGGUCGUUUUCGGGAACAGUUUCUGACAGAUUCGACACCUAUUUGACUGGAAAUGUCUGAAAACAUACCGAAUGAUGAUCCGAAGUUAUCCACGACGGACAGAGUGGUUAAAUCUGUCCCAUUUCCCCCUAGCCACCGGCUGACUGUGAAGGAGGUAUUUGACAGCGAGGGCAAACCCAAAGUAGAUGUCCUGAAGGCCCACCUCACCAAAGAGGGGCGCGUGGAGGAGAGCGUGGCACUACGAUUAAUCAGCGAUGGGGCUGCCAUCCUCCGUUCAGAGAAGAACCUCUUGGACAUAGAUGCCCCAGUCACAGUGUGUGGAGACAUCCAUGGGCAGUUCUUUGACUUGAUGAAGCUCUUUGAAGUAGGAGGGUCUCCAGCCAGCACACGGUACCUUUUCCUGGGUGAUUAUGUCGACAGAGGAUAUUUCAGUAUUGAAUGUGUGCUGUACCUAUGGGCCUUAAAAAUCCUUUACCCCAAAACGCUGUUUUUGCUCCGCGGGAACCACGAAUGUAGACACUUAACAGAGUAUUUCACUUUUAAACAGGAAUGUAGAAUUAAGUAUUCGGAGCGGGUGUAUGAUGCGUGUAUGGAUGCCUUUGACUGCCUUCCUCUGGCAGCGCUCAUGAACCAGCAGUUCCUGUGUGUUCAUGGAGGAUUGUCGCCUGAAAUCACAAACCUUGACGACAUCAGGAAAUUAGACCGAUUUAAAGAGCCUCCCGCAUAUGGGCCAAUGUGCGACUUGCUUUGGUCGGACCCACUGGAGGACUUUGGCAACGAGAAGACCCAGGAACAUUUCACACACAACACAGUGAGAGGCUGCUCCUAUUUCUACAGUUAUCCUGCUGUGUGUGAUUUUCUACAACACAACAACUUAUUAUCUGUCAUUCGAGCCCAUGAAGCACAGGAUGCGGGGUAUCGCAUGUACAGAAAGAGUCAAACUACGGGCUUCCCUUCGCUGAUCACUAUCUUCUCAGCUCCCAACUACUUAGAUGUCUACAAUAACAAAGCUGCUGUGCUGAAAUAUGAGAAUAAUGUCAUGAACAUUCGUCAGUUUAACUGCUCUCCUCAUCCCUACUGGCUGCCUAACUUCAUGGACGUCUUCACUUGGUCUUUGCCCUUCGUUGGGGAGAAAGUCACUGAGAUGCUGGUGAAUGUUUUGAGCAUCUGCUCCAAUGAUGAGCUGACCACUGAUGAGGAGAUAGAUGGACAGCUAAUAUAUGGGCCCAAGAAAGGAGCCACAGCUUCUGCUCGUAAGGAGGUGAUCCGAAAUAAGAUCCGUGCCAUUGGAAAGAUGGCUCGAGUUUUCUCAGUUCUUCGGGAGGAGAGUGAGAGCGUUUUGACUCUGAAGGGUCUCACUCCAACCGGCAUGCUGCCCAGUGGAGUUCUGUCUGGAGGCAAGGAAAAACUACAGAAUGCAACUAUUGAGGCUAUAGAGGCUGAUAAAGCAAUCAAAGGCUUCUCACCCCAGCACAAGAUCAGCAGCUUUGCAGAGGCUAAAGGUCUGGACCGCAUCAACGAGCGAAUGCCCCCUCGCCGAGACACCAUGUCCUGUGACACAAGCCUCAACUCUCUCAAUAAGGCGCUGUCGUCCGAGACCAAUGGCACCGAGGGCAAGGCUAGCAGCGGGAGUGGCAACAUCCAGUGAUCCUUCAUUGCUCCAGCAUGUUCAUCGCAUGAUUGCAGUGAUUAAGCCCCUCCCUCUCUUUUUCCAUGCCAUAGCUGAUGGAGGGAAAGGAAGGAUUUGGAGUGUAGAGUAAGAGGAAAGAAGAAAGGGAAAAGGACAGGAGAGAUAAAGGAAAGGAGAGCAGCAUUUCAAACAUAAUUCAGAGUGACACUCACUAGUCUUUGGAUAUGCCUUUCAAAAUAUAUAAAUUCUGUUUUGUUUUGUUUUUUGCUUGUAGAAACCAUGACAAGUUCUUGCCGGUUCACUCGUUUCUGAAUGAUUUGGGGAUGAUCUUGGUUUUGGCGUAGGGAAUUAUAGCAGGUGACUGAGAAAUCAUAUGUGAAAAGGCCUUUACUUACUGGAUAUAAGAUUUUAGUGUGUGUGUGCGCGUGUGUGUGUGUCUUACUAAUGUAUGUUUACAAAAAUACAGCACUAAAAAUGGACAGAACGUAAAAAAAAGUUUUUAACAAAAAAAGGGUGUACAAACUAAGUAAGGACUAUUUAUUGAUACCUUUUUUGCUACUCUUAUAAACUAGUUUUAGAGUAAAUUAGGCAGUCUUAAAAGAGUGUUGCUACAUUGUUAUAAUGCCAAAAAUGGAAAGUUUUAUGGUUUUGUACAGAUUAUGCUUACCUCAGGUUUCUUUGGUGUGUGUGCUUGGAUCCUACUUUCUGUAUAAUUGCAAGCUAGCUUGAUGAAUAUGGAUUUUCUUGGAGUUCAAAACUGGAAUUUACUUUUAUCAUUUGCAUACAUGUCUUUUGAUUUAUCUGGGCAGGGUGGGGUAAGAAUUAUCGUGGCUUGCUGGAAAUUCUGUGAGUGUUUUGUCUCUUCAAAUAUUUCGAACAAACAAAAAAUGCUAUAUAAAGCACCUAUAUUCUGUAAAACAAAAAAAGAGAGAGAGAGAGAGAGAACCAGAAAGAAAUUGUGAUUUAUUGAAAGCAUCUGCCUAUGCAUGUUUUAUAAGAUUUAACUAAGAAUAUUGAAUUGGCUGCCAAGGCCUGUUUUUACCUGUAGUGUGCUUAGUGGGCAAAUCCUGGAAAUGUAACACCAUUCUAUGCUAUAACACUUGGAAAAGCUUAAAGCCUUUAACUGGUUUUGUAAUCACAGCAUCUACUAUUAAUAUUGGAAGAUGAUGAUGAGUAAUCAUCUUUUCAAACAAACUUGUUUGUAAGUACACCAGUAGUCCGAUUUAGCAUGUUUAGGUGUUCAUGUGAAAUAGGUUUGUGGUUCUCUAAUGUCAAACUCAAAAUGCAUGAUAGCUGUUAGUGUCAUACAAGGUUUAGAUUUCUUUUUUCUUUUUGUAAAGGUGCCAUAGACAAAAAGUAUAUUUGCAUAUUAUUAUUAUUAAUUAUUAUGGUUAAUUCUGCUUUGUUUAUUAUUGCGAAAAACUCUACGAAAAACAAACUCCAUCGAUGUUUUUUUUUUAACUGCUUAAGUGCCCAAGUAAUUCUCUACACAAAAUAAAGCCUUGCUUUUAUAAUUUCCAAACUGUUGGCAGAUGACGCAUGCACUUGCAACUAUGAAAAGGUAUUUUAUAGGACUGUUCAAUAAAAAUGUGC
Molecule: messenger RNA, 3411 nt
Organism: Xyrauchen texanus (razorback sucker)
Lineage: Eukaryota; Metazoa; Chordata; Actinopteri; Cypriniformes; Catostomidae
Product: protein phosphatase 3 catalytic subunit alpha
Exons: 15
Coding region: 241-1836 (531 amino acids)
Biological process (GO): calcineurin-NFAT signaling cascade
Cellular component (GO): cytoplasm; cytosol; calcineurin complex
Molecular function (GO): calmodulin binding; calmodulin-dependent protein phosphatase activity
Source: RefSeq, a predicted model, not a curated record